ACAUUGACCGGAAUUUAGCUCUCCGCGUCCACGAACGCAUUCCGAAGUGGUUACCUAGUGGGAUGGAAAUCGGGUGAUACGAGACAUCGAGUUGCUUCAGCAAUCACAUGGCAUUUACUAAGCCCCUUCCGCCAAGUCAACUUCGAUGAAUGUGCCAUCUGAUGCACAACAUCUGCCCCGCAUUCUCAGUCUAGUGGAAACAACUAUAACCUCUCAAGCACGGCCAUUGCUAUGCGUACAGGAAUGACUGACUGUAAUUCUGAAAUUUCCAUGCAAGAACGAGAUGUUGUCUUCGUGUGUGCACCAGAGCACCAUCGUGGACACAUAUCCAACAUACGCUGUUUAGCUGUGCCUCGCACCAUCGGAUCUGAGUACCAAACGAAGCCAUCUAGUCGCUUUCUACUCACAGGUGGUGGCCGUGGCCAAAUCGGUCUCUGGCGUUUUAAUGUCCCAGACCUUGGCUCAGGAGACCUCUGGCGUCCUGGUUGGUUAGGUUACACGUUGCUUCGGUUGACUGAAUCCACCGAUCCACGCACACAGCACCAUAGGCGUGCUAAGGGUGUAUCUUCUUCCGUCAACCCAUCAUUGUCCGCCGACUUACGAAUAAUGGCACUCCUGUGCUCGGAAACGCCAGAGGUCUCUAACUGCGACACACGGUUGUUGUCGUUGGCAGCAUGCUCAGAUGGUUCCAUUCGUCUCCUCGUUAUCUACCCACCGAAUCACACGCAUCCAAAGAGCUGCAAAUUUGUUGAGCUUGGUUCUCUACGGCAGCUGUGCCCCGGGUCACGUUGGCGUCAUCCGGCUGCUUGUUACUUGGAUUUACAAUGGGUUGAAUGCGGGGUACCCGAUCGUUUGAAUGUGCUCGCCACGAACACCCGUGGCUGCGUUGAAUGUUGGUCUGUGUGCCUUGUGGAUGCCGAUCCGACCACUUGGAUCGUGUCGGAAAAUUGGUCCCUAUUCGCUGAACCCAUUGCUCCAUUCUAUGUGCUCACUGCUCCCGCAAUCAACUGUGUGGACACGUUCACACUCACUCCCUUCGACUGGCAUUUGGCUGUUGGUGGUGAUGACGGAAGUGUGCGGAUUGGCAGCUUCUUGUUCUCAGCAUCGCGUCCGUCCUCUCCUUCAUGGAUCACCGCGGCAACCCACCAUUACGCGAGUGUCAUCCAGCUGCGAGUAGUAAAACGGGAUAUCUAUGACGCGUCUGGUGUUCAACGUCUGCUAACUCUAGCAGCGGAUCAGCGAUUGAUUGUUUGGAGCUGGUCCGGAACAAAACUACUACCGCUGUGCUGCUCAUUACUACCUGGAUUGGGAGAUCCCCACGGCCUUGCACUUGACUGGUUACUUCUAUCACAGGCUGGAACAGUGGGACAUUCGUCGACGUGGGCGUUAACUGUCGGAACUGGACUUUGCUUACUGGAACUUGAUGGUCAGUCUUGAAAAUUUUGACGCAGAGUUUGGAAUGCCCCUUGCUGCUUUCUGUAAGCCGCUCAAUGGACCCUUAAGGGUGUUCUAGUGUUUCACACAUUUCCCCGGCUGUAAAUGAUGAAAUAAAUUUUAUUAAUCGG
This is a messenger RNA of Dicrocoelium dendriticum, 1565 nucleotides long. The record is from the annotation of a GenBank genome assembly. NCBI's taxonomy places the organism in Eukaryota, Metazoa, Platyhelminthes, Trematoda, Plagiorchiida, Dicrocoeliidae.